This is a messenger RNA of Moneuplotes crassus, 1062 nucleotides long. NCBI's taxonomy places the organism in Eukaryota, Ciliophora, Spirotrichea, Euplotida, Euplotidae. The record is from the annotation of a GenBank genome assembly.
UACCCAACAAUGGAAGAAGAGAAAGAACCCAAAGACACAAAAGAGCCUGAACAGGUCAAGGAAAUAAUCGAUGAAAAAUUUACACCCGAAGCUGAUGUUCAGGUUAAGAGUCUCCCAGAUAAUUACUUUGCUGAAAUAAAGAAGAAAUCAAGCUCACCCAACCCUUUUGAUUGUUAUAUGAGCAGCCAGGUUCCAGAAAAUGAUCCACCCAAUCAGGACAAUAUGAUGUCCCUCGUCCCUUCUGGACAAAGCUCCCGGAAUUAUAGAAAAGUUGUAGACAGCCAUUCGAAUCAGCCAAAUAGUGUGAGAAGUCAGAACAACACAAACCCUUAUGAGAGACUCAAGCGUAAGUAGAAUAAAUAAUGAAGCAUCCUGUCAACGGUCUUCGGAGCAAAGACUCCAGUCAUCAAACAAGUAUUUUAAGGAUCAGAGAGGAAAUCAUCAGAACACAGUUACUACACAAGACUCCGCUUAUGUUUGCCUCAAUAGAGGAGAUGUCAUUAUCCGAGCUAAUGAGAUCGAGACUGUAGUUCCUUGAGAUGUUGAAAAAGGAUUCCUACCUAGUGGGAAAUCUAUCACUAGAAUUUAUCCAAACCAGCAGGUGAAGAUGAUGAUCUUGCCUGCAGCCAGGAAAUCUAGCUCAAUGACUUUUGACCAUAGAGCUCAAGAGUUUACAGAGACUGAAAAUAAUAAUCAGCAGAAGCAUUCAUCUAGUUUUAUGGCCCAGCUAAGUCCAUUCCAUCAAGGUCUUAUUCAUACUUUAGGAAAACUGUAUUGUCUUCGUGAGUAUAAGGUGAACUGAUUCUCUGACUCUCCUCAGCAGCUUAGUUUCCCAAGCAGCAGUGCUCUGGCUCAGAUCGGAGACCAUAUUGGAAGUUAUCAGUCUUCUUCGUCUGAUCGAGUAUGUACUAACCUGGAUAAUGAGGGGAGUCCUAAGAAUUCUCAGAAAGUUUCACUAAAUGAAACUAACCAAAAUUUCUUCAGCAAGCUAAAAAUUCCUCAAAAGCGUUCUAAAUCUGAUGAAAUGAGUAAGAAGCUAUAACCCAUACUUCUCUGUCAAAU